Messenger RNA from Vollenhovia emeryi, 1238 nucleotides. Its product is annotated as endocuticle structural glycoprotein SgAbd-8-like. Lineage: Eukaryota; Metazoa; Arthropoda; Insecta; Hymenoptera; Formicidae. The transcript is spliced from 2 exons. Bases 291 to 692 code for a protein of 133 amino acids. Gene Ontology annotation, cellular component: chitin-based extracellular matrix. Gene Ontology annotation, molecular function: structural constituent of chitin-based larval cuticle. The record is from RefSeq and is a predicted model, not a curated record.
AAUUAAUGGUGACGAGGCGACGACAAGAGCGCAGAUCGAUAGAUAACUCCCGAGUUUGGCUACAUCGUGGCAUAAAGGCUUAUGGAUAUAAAAGCGGGUAAUAUAAGGCUUAUGGGCUUCUUUUACUAUGCGCAUCGGUCUAUAAUAAAGGUUCGAACCGGUAUCAUCGUGGCAUUUGAAGCAAUACGCCGAUAGCACAGGGCACUGCUAUCUAUAAAAGGAGGACGCGGUGGAUAAACGCUCGUCAGUAGUACCGUGCACGCAAUAUCUGGAAAACGAAGCAGUUGAGGAUGAAUCCGCAUUUAAUUAUCUUGCUGAGCCUGGCGGCAGUAAUAUCGGCGGCAAAUGAGCCGAUAGCCAUCAUCAGGCAGGAGCAGGACAUCGGCAGUCCGGACGGUAGCUACUUCAUGAGAUGGGAGAGUGCGAACGGGAUUACUUUCGAGGAGCAGGGCGUCCAGAAGAAUGCCGGCCAGAAGGACAAGGAGGCUGAGGAGGUGCGCGGCUCGGCGACGUGGACCGCGCCCGACGGGCAGAAAAUUAAUCUCGGCUGGCUGGCAGACGAGAACGGUGCCGUUUUCCAAGGAGCGCAUCUGCCGACCCCGCCACCCCCGCCGGCAAUUCCGCCCGCCAUUCAGCGCGCCCUUGACUGGAUAGCCGCCCACCCUUACCAGGAGGAGAGGAACAAAGUGUAACUUUCGCAUCGCUCGCUGCAGACACAGUUGAAAGUUGACACUACGCUUGCGUAUGCUUAGCUUGACAUAUCGAAUGUAAAAAGACAAGUUUGUAUAAAAAUUUCGUAUGCCGUGGGAAGAUGCGACUUAAUUCCCGACGACCGCUCUCGUCAUUUCAUAAAAUUGUAUUCUGUUUUAAGUGCCCCCCAACGCGCGAUCAAUUACGAUAAUUGUGAUAUUGAAUUGCGUUCGGGAUAAAUGCGAUAUUGAAAGCUUCUAUUAGGGAGAUAGACUCACAAUCGGUUAUAAAAUCAUUAAAAUUUACAACAGCUUGUUUAAUGUGUAUUAUGAUAUCAUUAAGAAAUAAACGCUGUCAAUUAUAUUAUUGGAAAAUAUCGCGUUGUCAUGUUUAUUUCAAUAUCGCAAUUAUCCAGGUUAACUAUAAUUCAAAUGGUUCUAUUAAUCUGAUUAAUCAUAGAUCAACAGAUAUACAGAGAAAUGAAAGAGAGUUAUUGGUUUAAGAGCAGAAGCUUGUAAGUUAAUAAAAAAAUCUCAGAUAUAUAUAUA